UUGCACCGUGCUUCCAGUGUUCCAGAGCGUGUCUAUAACAUGGGGAUUACUGAAAAUGAUUUUGCACCAAGAACUCCCUAUGGUUUCUCAUAUUAUCAGUCAAACCAGGUGGCCUCACCAUCCUCUUACGCAAAUGGCUGGGGGACGAGGAUUACGUACAAGGCAGUGGAAGAGAGAGCUCAAAGGCAGCCUCUGAAGAGGCUGGAGGUUUCACCCCAACGAAGUCCUGAAAGAUUGGCAUACGUGUCCAAUGAUUUUCACUAUGACGGAGGGAUUUCUACAGGAUUCUCCAUGAGGCAUGGAGAUAGCAGGAGAUCCAGUGGGACUGUCCCACCAAGAUAUGCUCGGUCGGAGAUUGUUGGUUACACUCUUCGUGAUUCAAGGGGACGCUCUUUUAAGAGACACUCCCACAUGGGGGCUAUUAAUGAUGCCGUCCUUGAUGGUGUUUACCCCAGCCCCACUGUACCUCUGUACCAUCAAGCAGGCAACAGUCGCAGUAUGACCAACCUUUUGGAGAAGGAGAACUACCUGACCUCGGGCAGUGCGAUGGGACAAGUGAGAUCACCAAUUGCUUCCCGUUUGGGGUCUCAGAACAGGCAAUCUUUAAGGUCCAACUGGUACCAAACUACUUUCAGAAGCACACAGACCAGGAGGGAGGCUUCCCAGCCAGCUUCAAUAACCAGUUUCGCUGCAGAAACAGAUGGGAAGAGGAUGCCACUGACAGCUGCUGUGGCAGCAGCAGGGAGAAAUGGUUUCCUGCAGAGUGAACAAGUCACCAUCAAUGGAUCUCAGCUAGGGAGCCCAGAAGGGGAGAUGACUCUGGAGCGUGCAGUGAGCAUACUGAAGAGUGAAAAUACACAGUCCACACCUCGGAUUCUUGCUGCAGUGACUUUCAUACAGCAUGAGUGCUUCCAGAAAGCAGAUGCCAGAAGAAAAGUUUUCUCGCUUGGUGGUAUCCCCAGACUUUUACAGCUUCUUGACGUUCAGAACGAGGACAUUCAGCGGGCAGCGUGUGGUGCUCUGAGAAACUUGGUGUUUGAGGACAAUGACAACAAACUGGAGGUGUCAGAGCAGAAAGGGAUCCCACUCUUGCUCCGCCUACUCCGACACACCAGGGAUGUAGAGACUAAAAAGCAAAUAACAGGUUUGUUGUGGAAUUUGUCCUCCAAUGACCAGCUGAAGAACCUGUUGAUUAGAGAAGCCCUGCAGACACUGACCGAAGCUGUUCUCAUCCCUUACUCUGGUUGGCCAGAUCGAGAUUACCCAAAGUCAAGUGUUUUAUCUGACCCUGAUAUCUUCUAUAAUGCCACAGGAUGCUUGAGAAACAUGAGCUCUGCUGGCCCAGAAGGAAGGAAAAAGAUGAGAGAAUGUGACGGCCUGAUUGAUUCUCUGGUGUAUUAUAUUCAAGGAGCUAUUGCAGACCACGAGCCUAAUGACAAGGCCACAGAGAACUGUGUGUGCAUUCUUCACAAUCUUUCCUACCAGCUAGAGAUAGAACUCCCCGAGAGCUAUGCCCAGAGCAUAUAUAUGCAAAGAAGAAAUAUUUCUAGCAAUGCUAAAACACCAGGCUGUUUUGGAACACGGAGCAGAAAAGUAAAGGAGAAGCAGCAGGACACUCCGCUACCUGAGGAAAAGAGCAACCCCAGAGGUGUCGAAUCACUCUGGCAUUCCACACUGAUUAGGAUAUAUCUCUCCUUAAUAGCAAAGAGUACCAGAAACUAUACCCAGGAAGCAUCCCUGGGAGCUCUUCAGAACCUCACAGCUGGCACUGGACCAAUGCCGUUCGCGGUGGCCCAGACUGUUGUUCAGAAGGCAAAUGGCCUUCCAAGUAUUCGAACUAUGCUGCACGUAAGCCACCCAACAGUAAAGAAGACGGCAAUCUCACUGCUCAGGAACUUGUCUCGCAACACCUCUCUGCAAGGUGAUAUAGCUAGAGAAGUUUUGCCUGAUUUGGUCUCGAUACUUCCCGAGUCUGUCCCAGUGUCUGAUAUUGUCUGUGAAACCGCAGCGUCCGUCUGCUACACCUUGUACAAUUUGACACAGAGCAGUUCUCACAAUGCGCGGCUUCUCCUAAGUGCUGAUGGCGUACCGAAGAUUAUUACCAUGAGCAUGAAUGACAGUAAUACGUUCAGCAAAGCUAGUAGGGCUGCUUCAGUCCUCCUCUACUCCUUGUGGUCACAUACCGACCUCCACAGUGCUUACAAAAAGGCUGACUUUAAGAAGGCAGAUUUCAUCAACACCCGGACCACAAAAGCCUAUAACUCACUAAAAGAUUGA
This is a messenger RNA of Phaethon lepturus (White-tailed tropicbird), 2277 nucleotides long. It is a transcript of the gene PKP2, whose product is annotated as plakophilin 2. The record is from RefSeq and is a predicted model, not a curated record. The transcript is spliced from 12 exons. Gene Ontology annotation, molecular function: molecular adaptor activity; intermediate filament binding; cadherin binding. Bases 40 to 2277 code for a protein of 745 amino acids. Lineage: Eukaryota; Metazoa; Chordata; Aves; Phaethontiformes; Phaethontidae. Gene Ontology annotation, cellular component: adherens junction; cytoplasm; plasma membrane. Gene Ontology annotation, biological process: heart development; cell-cell adhesion; intermediate filament bundle assembly.